This is a messenger RNA of Dendroctonus ponderosae (mountain pine beetle), 875 nucleotides long. RefSeq names its product probable pterin-4-alpha-carbinolamine dehydratase. The record is from RefSeq and is a predicted model, not a curated record. Gene Ontology annotation, molecular function: 4-alpha-hydroxytetrahydrobiopterin dehydratase activity. NCBI's taxonomy places the organism in Eukaryota, Metazoa, Arthropoda, Insecta, Coleoptera, Curculionidae. The transcript is spliced from 3 exons. Bases 342 to 812 code for a protein of 156 amino acids. Gene Ontology annotation, biological process: tetrahydrobiopterin biosynthetic process.
UGAAUAAGUUAAAAAUGUCAACCUUGGUUCUAGUCCUGUUGUUUACAUGCAGUUGCUUGGGCCCUUUCACAGAUCGCGAAGACUUUUUGAAGUGUUUUCCGUUUAGUUUCGCUGCCGCGCGUUGUAUUAAACCUAUGAUCAAGUCCCUGGCAAGUAGUCGGGAAAGCUAACCCCACUUUGCCCACCAUAAGUAUCAAAAUAUAAACAAACAUUGAGGUUAUGCGACCGUAGCUGCUCGUUUUAAAAACAUUCGUCUAAUCGUCGGGACUUUCUGUGAAAAACACUCGCCUAAAUGCGUUGGUUCGUUAGUGUUUGUUGCUGAUAACCCCGGAUUGUGAAGAAUGUGUUUAUUGAUGUGGAAACAGGCGGUUUCUAGACAUGCGUCCUCAGGCAGUGUUCUUGUGAGGAAACUUGACCACUUUCACCACAAAUAUCCUCUGAGCUGUAAGCGAGCGAUAGCCUUGAGUGUGCAGCAGUUAGUUAACGGAAAACCCCGCAGCAAAAUGACAGAUAAACUGAGCACAGAAGAACGCAACAGCCAGCUGAACGAUCUGUUGGGAAAAGGGUGGACAGUGCAAAAUGACCGGGAUGCCAUCUACAAAGAGUUCCAGUUCCGGGACUUUAACCAGGCGUUCGGCUUCAUGACCCGCACGGCUCUUUUGGCCGACAAAAUGGACCAUCACCCGGAAUGGUUCAACGUGUACAAUAAGGUGAAUGUGACGCUCAGUUCGCAUGAUAUCCAGGGGCUGAGUCGGCGUGACAUUAAGCUGGCCAACUUCAUGGAGGAGGCUGCUGCUGGCCUGAAGAAAUAAGCCAGUUUCGAUCACAUUUUAGCUGUUUGACUCUUUGAAAUAUAGGUACGCUACUGCUGGAAA